GCUUUUGAUAAAAGACGAUGGAUGAGCAGCUGCCGGUGUUGGAGGUAUAAAUACAGUCACAUCUCCUGUCUUCUCAACCACUGCUCUCAUCAGUAACUCACAGCUGUUUGACGACUGCAGGAAACUGUUGGUGAUAAUUCAAGAUGGCAAUCGCUCUGCUGGUCCUGUUGGUCAUCAUGGUGUCCAUAGUGGACUCCCGUGAAUUAAAAGAUGACGUCCUUGACCUUCAGAAUGUCUUAAAGACAGUGAAAUCGAGGCUUGCUCUCCUUGAGCAGCAGGCGUACUUCAAGGCAACAUUUAAUUCGGGAACACCAAAAAUUGCACCAGGCACUGUGGUGUUCGACAAAGUCCUGGAGAACAUUGGCAACGACUACAGCUCCGCCAACGGCGUCUUCACGGCGGACAUCAAAGGUCUUUACUUCUUCUUGGUUCAGUCCUUCACCAACGGAGCAGGCGAUGCCAACUGGGAUUUGACUGUCAAUGGCCAGAUGGUCCUGCGCGCGGAGUCGACGACUCAGGGUAGCACCAGCAACGAGUACGUGUACCCGGUGGCCCUCAAGGUUGGAGACAAAGUCUCGGUGAGCAGCCGUUCUUCAAUCGACGUUUGGGGAAUUAAUCAUAGUUUCUUCGCUGGGUACCUGGCUAGGGCUAUUCCCUAAGAUUGUUGUCUAUCUGGGUGCCGAUUUCAAUUAUUUUAAACUGUUUCAUCGUACUGAAAUAAAACUCAAAAAAAUUUAACUUUUCAUGUUUUGAAACUGAUAUCCACAUAAAUGGUUUGUUGUUAUGAUUACUAUUUAUUUUAUUAUUCUUACUAAAAACAUACUAACAUGUAAUAACUGAAAAAAAAAGGAUGACAUAGACUGUUUGCCUCAAUAACAAUCACUGUUUCUCUGUGGAUUUCUGCGUUGGAUUCAGUUUGUGUUUAAGGUCCAGUCCGUGUUGUUAUUAUUCUGAUCCUUAUUAUUAUUAUUAUACGCAUCCUGAUGCAGCCUACCCCAAAUUUAGACAAGGCUUCACUUUUCAACAGUUUCUCAUUUCGAGUGUUAAUCAAGUACGUGGCUGCAUUUUCCGCAUUAAACUAUUUUAUUUCACUGAA
Pomacea canaliculata is the source of this 1096-nucleotide messenger RNA. Its product is annotated as complement C1q-like protein 4. The record is from RefSeq and is a predicted model, not a curated record. Gene Ontology annotation, molecular function: protein binding. The transcript is spliced from 3 exons. NCBI's taxonomy places the organism in Eukaryota, Metazoa, Mollusca, Gastropoda, Architaenioglossa, Ampullariidae. The coding region runs from base 144 to 659 and encodes 171 amino acids.